Messenger RNA from Aethina tumida (small hive beetle), 1795 nucleotides. RefSeq names its product BRCA1-associated protein. Gene Ontology annotation, cellular component: cytoplasm. The transcript has 8 exons. Lineage: Eukaryota; Metazoa; Arthropoda; Insecta; Coleoptera; Nitidulidae. The coding region runs from base 65 to 1690 and encodes 541 amino acids. The record is from RefSeq and is a predicted model, not a curated record. Gene Ontology annotation, molecular function: nucleic acid binding; zinc ion binding; ubiquitin protein ligase activity. Gene Ontology annotation, biological process: protein ubiquitination; Ras protein signal transduction.
CAACCAACAAAACAUCGCAUUUGACAGACGUCAAAUUUUUGGUGAAUGUUAUUGCGAUUAAAUUAUGUCCGAUUUGGUCGCGAAAUGCGUUCUACGCGUGGAGGUGGACGAAAAGGACGAACAGUCGGAGUCCCGCGGUGCGGAGGCUGUCUCGCAGUCGGACCAUAAGAAGGCGCGGGGCUCGCGCAAGGUGCGCGACAUCAGCGUGGAGACGUUCCCCAGUCGGCUGGAGGGCGCCAGAGAUGAUUGGGGUCUGUUGCCUUUCUGUUCGAGGGAGACCACUCCUCUCACCGAUAAGGAACCACUGGACGACAAAACGGAGAUCGGGUUCUUCAGUGGGAAUCCCUUUGUCGAAAUCACCAAGGGUAUACUUCAUUUGUACAAGGAAGAUGUAUUGACGAGUAGGUGCGACUCUCUGACCCUUUGUAUUAUUGGCGUACCAACCUCGAUGACUUGUCACGACUUGCUUUCUUUUACUGCCCCUUGUCAUGUUGAUAUUGCACACAUAAGGAUUCUCAGAGAUGGUUCACCGAAUCAGUACAUGUCACUGCUUACUUUCAGAAAUCAUGAGGCUGCAAUGGAGUUUUACGCCACCUUCAACGGCAUACCGUUCAGUAAUUUGGAACCAGAAUCGAUUUGCAGGGUAGUUUGGGUCUCAAACGUCGAAUGGGCUCACGACGAUCAACCGCCACCAGGACACACUGAACUCCCCAUUUGUCCAGUUUGUUUAGAGCGCAUGGACGAGUCGGUAGAUGGCGUGCUGACGAUACUGUGCAACCACGCCUUCCACGCCAACUGCCUGGAGCAGUGGGGCGACCUGACGUGUCCGGUGUGCCGCUGCGUCCAGAGUCCGGAACAGGCGGAGGGCUCGGAGUGUGAACAGUGCGCCAAACGCACCGACUCGCCCACCUCCCCCGACAGUCUGUGGAUCUGCCUGAUAUGCGGCCACGUAGGCUGCGGUCGCUACCAGGGUGGCCAUGCCGCCUCCCACUACAGGGAGACGGGACACUGUUACGCUUUGCAGCUGGGCUCGCACCGUGUGUGGGACUACAAGGGAGACAAUUUCGUGCACAGGUUGCUGCAGAACAAGGCGGACGGAAAGCUGGUGGCGGCGGAAGGGCCGCCGCCCACCGACAUGGAGUGUGCGCAGGAGAAGGUCGACUCGGUGCAGCUUGAGUUUACAUACUUGCUGACGUCGCAGCUCGACGAGCAGCGCAUGUAUUUUGAGGAGAAAAUAUCCAAAAUUGAGAAUGAAUUUUUGGACGACAUAAUACGGCUGAGGGAAGAGAUCAAUCGGCUGGCUGAGGACAACGACCGACUGAAACAGAAUGUGUCCACACUUACUAAAGAUAAACUAGCAUUAGAACGUAAAUUAUCUCAGCAAACUGUCAAAUUGAACACAGCAUUGCACGAGCUGCACGACGAGCGACAGCUGGGCAAAGCGUUGAGAAAAAACCAAAACGGUUGGCAAACCAAACUGACCGCAAUGGAAGAACAAUAUAACAAAUUGAAGGAGAGUAAGGAAAAAGAGGAGACUGAUUUGAAGGAACAAUUGAGGGAUCUCAUGUUUUACAUAGAAGCACAGAAUAAAAUUGAAAAGAGCGAGGUGAAGGAAGAAAUUGCAUCUGGUACGGUCACCAUCGCGGAUCCACCUCAGCAGCCCAAGAGGAAGGGGAAAAAGAAGCGUUGACUUUUAUUUAUAUUGGAAUUUAUUUUUUAUUUGCCGUUAUUACAUACUUUAGAUAAAAUGUGUUUCUUAUAUUCGUUAUAAUAUAAAUAUAUGAUAUUUCUGAUA